Staurois parvus is the source of this 534-nucleotide messenger RNA. Lineage: Eukaryota; Metazoa; Chordata; Amphibia; Anura; Ranidae. The record is from the annotation of a GenBank genome assembly.
AUGAGCAGCCAGAUCCGCCAGAACUACCACCAGGAGAGCGAGGCUGGAGUCAACCGCAUCGUCAAUCUCGAGCUGCAGGCUUCCUACACCUACCAGUCCUUGGGUUUUUACUUUGAUCGUGAUGACAUAGCAUUGGCAAAGUUUUCAAAGUUCUUCCGAGAGCAAUCUGAAAAGAAGCGAGAUCAAGCUGAGGAGUUCCUAAAGUUCCAGAACAAGCGUGGAGGACGUAUUGUGUUUCAAGAUAUCAAGAAGCCAGAGACUGAUGAAUGGGGUAAUGGAACAAGCGCUAUGGAACAUGCUCUGAAACUGGAGAAAAAUGUAAACCAGGCAUUGCUGGAACUCCAUAAAAUUUCCACAGAGCAUGCUGACCCUCAUAUGUGUGACUUCUUGGAGUCUGAAUUCCUGGAGAAGGAGGUGAAACUGAUGAAAAAGCUGGGAGAUCACCUUACAAACCUGAGACGUGUGAAGGCAGCAGAGAAUGGCAUGGGAGAAUACCUCUUUGAUAAGUUGACCCUGGGUGAGGAUAGUGACUGA